AUGAAACUUAUCAUCAUUCUCGCCUUAGGUAUCACGGCAUCGGCUACGAGUAUUUGGUUCUGCAAUGACUCGACCGAGGGAGACGGAGGCUGCGAACUCAAUAACACCGAUACCGUCUGCGGAAGUACUACCCACAGAUCACGAGUAUUUACGCCUGGGAUAGAAAUUGAUUCUCUCCUCUCCAUAGUGCUACUACGAGAAACAAGUGGGUUUCACCACUCAACGAGAAACCACCGCUACUUCUAGGGAUAAAAGGGGCUAUGCUACUUGUGGUCCUAAUGACACUGGAACAAUCAGAUGCGCUAUUAAGAUACCUGGUGGUCCUGGGACUGGUUAG
Molecule: messenger RNA, 337 nt
Organism: Hymenoscyphus albidus
Lineage: Eukaryota; Fungi; Ascomycota; Leotiomycetes; Helotiales; Helotiaceae
Source: the annotation of a GenBank genome assembly